AUCAUCAAUCUUGGUCGACCGCGCCUAAAUAAAUUUGCUCAAGGUUGUAGUUUCGGUAGCACAGCUCUCCUCUUCUUCUCCCUGUUUCCGCCAUUGACGAUUGAUCCAUGGCUCCUUUCCAUAGGGAACGAGGUGGCCUCAUAGGAUAUAGCGAGGUGGGGACGAACGGUAGAACCAGACCAACGGCAGCCAUGGAGAUGUCUCCGGCAAUCUGGAGCCGGCUACCAGACGACCUCCUCGAUCGCAUCCUCGCCCUUCUCCCCCUCCACUCCCUCCUCUCCCUCCGCUCCACCUGCAAACGCUUCCGCUCCCUCCUCCUCUCUCCCUCCUUCAUCUCUCAACUCAAAUCCAACAGCCAGCGCCCCACGGCUUACUUCCUCCUCUCCCACCCCCAAUUUUCUCACAGCUUCCUUCCACUUUACGACUCUGCUGUCGAUUCAUGGCGCAAGCUUCCCAUCUCUAUAUCCACUUCUUCCUCCUUCCAGCUCCUUUCAUCUUCUUCCGGCCUCUUAUGCUUCUCUAUCUCGCAUCCUUGUUCUUCUUUUUCUUCUCUUCUUGUCUACAAUCUCGUCACUCUGUCCUCAAAGAUCAUCGCCUCUCCCAAUAAAUCUUCCUGCCCUGCAAUCUUAAUCUCCUACCCUUCCCCAUCCCCUCACGGCUACAAGAUCUAUCUCCCCAGCUCCUCAUCCGCUUCCUUCUUUCUAUACAACUCCGAUUGCAGCUCUUGGACACGCUUUCCCCUUCUCGAACCACUGCUCGCUCUCACCAAUACGCAUCAAGAUCCCGUCUUUUUCAACGAUUUUCUCUAUUUCACCACCCCGGAGCCGUUCUCCGUCGUCGGAUUCGAUUUAAACGCUGGAAAGUGGGGAACUGAGGUGGCUCCCGAUUUGCCGCCGGAGCUAGCGUUCGUCCGGCUGGUGAGCAGCGACGAAGGGAAGAGGUUGUUUCUCGUUGGUGGCGUGGGAAGGGAUGGAAUAUCGAGGAGUUUGAAGGUGUGGGAGAUGGUGGGGACGGAGCAUUGUCGGUGGGAAGAGGUGGGGAGGUUGCCGGAGAUGAUGUGCCGGAAGUUCGUGUCCGUGUGCUAUCAUAAUUACUCUCAUGUGUACUGUUUGUGGCACCAGGGGAUCUUAUGUGUUUGCUGCACGACGUGGCCGGAGGUCUUGUUCUACAAUUUGGGAAGGGGGACGUGGCACUGGCUCCCUAAAUGCCCGCUGCUUCAGGAGAAAUGGAGCUGCGGAUUUCGCUGGUUUUCCUUUGCUCCGGAUCUGUAUGCUAUGGUUUGAAAACUUCACUGUAAAAAUGUCGUUUUUUGUUUGUGCCUGAAAGAUGUUUGUGGACUUGGCUCAAAUCGUUGUCAUCCAUUUACCAUUUUUUUGCUUUUUUGAGCUGCAGUGAUUCAGCUUUCAGGCAGUUUGGUUCAUGGUGAUUUGUAAUGUAUUAUAAGUUUGGGUGUGCUUUCUUAUCUCAAUGUCUGAAGUUCAGCACAACUAAGAAUCAUUAUUCGGCUGUGGCUAUUAUUUUUUUUUU
Molecule: messenger RNA, 1527 nt
Organism: Phalaenopsis equestris
Lineage: Eukaryota; Viridiplantae; Streptophyta; Magnoliopsida; Asparagales; Orchidaceae
Product: F-box/kelch-repeat protein At5g43190
Exons: 1
Coding region: 108-1283 (391 amino acids)
Molecular function (GO): protein binding
Source: RefSeq, a predicted model, not a curated record